CGUCCCUUCCUGUUUUACUACACUGUGCUACCGUACUGAGACACAUUGGAGCCGCAUAAGACACCCAGGUCUCGAUUAUGUCUGCUUUUCUGCCUAUGCCGUCAAAGACAAGGACAUUUUUGGCGUGAAAUACAUCGUAAUGUUUAUUUAUUAACGCUAUAUAUCGCUGCCGUUGUAAUUUAUAUUGGACUAGUUGGUAAACUAGCUAAAAUUUGUAUUGAAUCGCCACAGCCCUUUUUCCUUUUCCUAUUUCAAUGAUUGUCCUAGCCACAAUCUCAUGGCGGAGACUAAAAUAAUUUAUCAUAUCGACGAGGAGGAGACUCCUUAUUUAGUGAAACUGACAGUUCCUCCGGAGAAAGUGACUUUAGCGGAUUUCAAAAAUGUCCUCAACAAUCGCCCGGUCAACAGCUAUAAAUUUUUCUUUAAAUCUAUGGAUCAGGAUUUCGGGGUUGUCAAGGAGGAGAUUUCUGACGACAAUGCCAAGCUGCCCUGUUUCAACGGGAGGGUGGUGUCCUGGCUGGUGCUGGCCGAGAGUGCCCACUCCGACGGGGGAUCCCAGUGUACCGAAACCCAUCCUGAGCUCCCGCCUCCCCUAGAGAGGACUGGGGGCAUCGGGGACUCCAGACCACCUUCCUUCCACGCUAAUGCCGUGAGCAGCCGUGACGGCCUGGACACGGAGACGGGCAGCGAGUCCCUCCUCAGCCACCGUAGGGAGAGGGAGCGGGAACGCGCCCGCCGGAAGGCCAGAGAAGGCGAGUUCUCCCGUGUGAACGGCCACUCCAAAGUCGAGCGAGCGGCACGCGACUCGGCCAUGGGCUACGACAGCACAUCCAUGAUGAGCAGCGAGCUGGAAUCCAGCUCCUUCAUCGACAGCGAGGAGGAUGAGGAUGCCAGCAGACUUAGCAGCUCUACAGAGCAAAGCUCCUCCUCGCGUCUGAUGCGGAGGCACAAGCGCCGGCGAAGGAGACACAAAGUAGCCAAGAUGGAUCGGUCAUCCUCGUUCAGCAGUAUCACCGACUCUACAAUGAGCCUUAAUAUCAUCACUGUGACCCUAAACAUGGAAAAGUACAACUUUCUGGGUAUCAGUAUUGUCGGACAGAGCAACGACCGCGGGGAUGGGGGAAUCUACAUCGGCUCCAUCAUGAAGGGAGGUGCCGUGGCAGCAGAUGGCAGGAUCGAGCCAGGAGACAUGCUGCUACAGGUGAACGACGUGAACUUCGAGAACAUGAGUAAUGAUGACGCGGUGAGGAUCCUACGAGAGAUCGUCUCCAAGACCGGGCCCAUCAGCCUGACAGUGGCCAAGUGCUGGGAUCCGUCACCCCGCAGCUACUUUACCAUCCCCAGGGGUGAGGAGUUCGGCCACUGGUCCCGUCACCAGUGCCGCAUGCGUUCUGAGUGGCCCCCAGUCGCGGUUCUCAUGGGCUCCCCUUCUUCCUUGUAUCUGUUUGCCCCUGCAGCCGAGCCGGUGAGGCCUAUAGACCCAGCGGCCUGGAUCUCCCACACCACCGCCUUGACGGGGCCGUACCCACACUACGAGUGCGAUGACCUACCACUGUCAGUGAGCAAAACCGACAUGGCCACGAUUGUGAAGGUGAUGCGGCUUCCCGACUCGGGCCUGGAGAUCCGAGACAGAAUGUGGCUGAAAAUCACCAUAGCCAAUGCUGUCAUCGGUGCUGAUGUGGUGGACUGGCUAUACUCCAGAGUGGAGGGCUUUAAAGACCGCAGAGACGCCAGGAAGUACGCUAGCAGCCUGCUGAAACAUGGCUACCUGAGGCACACCGUCAACAAGAUCACCUUCUCCGAGCAGUGCUACUAUACCUUCGGGGACCUUUGCCAAAACAUGGCGACCCUCAAUCUGAACGAGAGCUCCAGUGGGGGGGCCUCUGAACAGGACACCCUAGCACCGCUUCCCCCGCCAGCCGCCAAUCCGUGGCCAAUGGGAGGGCAGCCGUUCCCAUACCCGCCGUUCCCCACAGCGCCCCCUACCUUUCCCCCGGGGUACUCUGACCCCUGCCACAGUUUCCACAGUGGCAGCGCCGGAAGUCAACACAGUGAGGGCAGUAGAAGCAGCGGCUCCAACCCCGCCACGGGUAAAGGCCGGCGUGCCUCACCCCGGGAGAAGGACCGCAAGUCGACAGGCAGCGGGGGCAGCGAGUCGGAGCGCGGCACCCGGGGGGGCUGGCAGGGUGAACGCUCAGCCAGCCAGCUUAGCCACGCCCACUCUGGGUACAGCCACGCCCUCUCACACCGGAGCCACGCCCACCCAUCAAACAGCCACACCCCGUUCUCAUAUACCCACGCUCCAUUUGUCCAAUAUAGCCAGCUCUCCUGCACCCAUAGCGAGCGGAGCCACGCGUCCUCCUAUGGCCCUCCUGGGCUGCCACCCCCUUACAGCUUGGCCCGGCUGGCCCCUGGCUCCUCAGCGGGCAGUAGUCCCCCAGGGGCCCCACCCGUGCGCGAGCUUGGGGCUGUUCCUCCUGAACUCACCGCCAGUCGCCAGUCCUUCCAGCAUGCCAUGGGCAACCCUUGCGAGUUCUUUGUUGACAUCAUGUGACAGGACAGUGCCUUUUCAAACCCUCCGCUCCACUACAGCACAAGUAGGUAGGGCUGCCAUCCCUUUGGUCGCUAAGGCCCGACUGAUAUGAAAAUACUGAUGCAAAUUAAUUGGCCGUAUAAUUUUGUAAUUAAAAAAGUUAGACACCAAUAAUCCUGAACGUUUUUUUUUCUCACUGAUAUGGAUAUCAAAUUCCCAAAUUCAAAUAAACAGCAUAAAGUCACAGUCUUAAUAUAAAUAUAAAAUAAGUCAUUUAUACGAAACAUACUAGCACCUAACAAGACAUAUAUGUUCACACACAAAAAUCACUUCCUGCCCUAGAGUCUUCAUGUGGUAUGUCACAGCGUUACAGCAAUUUUUCCCUUGUCAUUUGAUCGCCAACAACACUUUGGCCAGACUAACUAAUAAUACAGGCUAAGAGUGCUCAGUUAAAAUGCAGAAAGUACAGAGUGACAACCCAUUUUCUCAUAGCAAAUAUUUAAAGAGACAUUAGCAAUCCUGAUGCAUUUGCAGGAUAUUAAAUACCGGCUGAUUUUAUCGGCCACCUGAUAUAUCGGUCGAGCCCUAGUGGCAGCACCCCACUACGUAUAUGAGAGAUGAGACAUUAGACAGACACUGCUACCCCUCAGUCAUCCUUUACUUUAGCUCUAGGCUUAACGAAGGACAACUAUUGCAUGAUAGCGCAAGAAUGAAGGUGUUUCUAUAUGAAAAGUUCACAGUGGCCAUCCACCUACUUAACUGAUGUGGCUAAUUCACAUUAAAUGUAAACACUUGUCCCAGUGACCCCUGCAUUCUCUCGGUCUGGAGCUCAUUGCCCCGAGCCAGAGGGCUGGAACGCGGACCCCCCGCUCUCUUUGGAGCGUGAUGGUGACCUCAAAGUGCUCGGCCUGCAGAAUGAGCCGGGGGCCUUGUGAUGAAUGGGCAGUAAGUCUAAACCUUCUACUCUGCAUUCAUAGAGGACUAACCGUGCGCCUGCCGAUCUAUAGACAGCAGCCAGGCUUCCCCCUAACAACACUAACUGAACUUCACACUUUCUGUUCUUGUCCUGUUGCGUUUGUGAGUUAUAAUUUACAUGUCCAGCAUUAUAACUCAGACAGACAAUCAAUUUCCGGGGGGAGGGGGGGGUCAGCAGUGAUCGGAGCACAGCCGCACCCAUCGAAGGCGCACACUGAUCUCAGGCUACCACCCCCCUCAACCCCCGCCUCCCUUAAUAGAAUGUAUCGAAGAAAUUCAAAAUAAUCCUGAAUGAAACACGCCAUUUUGGAUCCCUCUGUAGCACAAAAAGCGCUGCCCCAAAUUUGUCCGUUCCUCCGAUGCAUCCUUGCCGACCUUAAUUUUGUUCUCGGCCAGGAGGUCAGACGAGUCAGACAGGUCGCAAUCUUGCAAGCGGAGCUGAUGAGAUGCACGUGUGCUGCAUGUCAGCAGCUGUAGGAUGUAGCAGGCGAGGUUGGAUGCCUCUGCUGACGGACAACCUUCCAAAACCCCUGAGUGACACGUCUGAAAACUGUGUGAAUCUAAAAUGUGGCCGUUGGAGCCAUCAGCCACGAGAGCCACAUUCACCUGAAACGGUGAUAUUAAGCAACACUGCAUGCAGCACAAACUUAAAAAUCCUUAAAGUAAAUUGAUCACUUCUCCUUCCCGGACCCUAUGGAAAAGCAACGUGGCACUAAAUUAUAUAUAAAUGAUAUGAGCACUUUUUAAAUGUGAUUUUCUGGCCCUUUAGUAUGAAACACUGUUUGCAGUCUGAAAUUUCACUUGCUUUUGUUUCUUAAACUGAAAAUAACAAAAUGUAUAUAUGAAUAUAUAUUAUAUAUAUAUGACAAAUUGAUAUAUAUAUAUAUGUUUAAAGAUAUGGUCUUGCAGUUUUUUAAACUGAUGCAUUGUAAAUUGAUGCAAUGGAAAUGGUGUUUGAAUAUAGGUGAAUUAUGAUUGUGGUUUUGAAAUAAUUUUGUCACUUAAAAUUUUGUUUAAAAAAACUAAUUUGUUCUGCAUUCUCUCAUUUCUAAUUAUUCUUUAUUCAAAGAAUAAAGGACAACAUGAAGUAUA
This is a messenger RNA of Brienomyrus brachyistius, 4600 nucleotides long. RefSeq names its product segment polarity protein dishevelled homolog DVL-1-like. Bases 278 to 2554 code for a protein of 758 amino acids. Gene Ontology annotation, cellular component: cytosol. NCBI's taxonomy places the organism in Eukaryota, Metazoa, Chordata, Actinopteri, Osteoglossiformes, Mormyridae. Gene Ontology annotation, biological process: canonical Wnt signaling pathway; intracellular signal transduction. The transcript has 14 exons. The record is from RefSeq and is a predicted model, not a curated record. Gene Ontology annotation, molecular function: frizzled binding.